AUGCUUGCAGCCACUCACUGCACUGUUUUCCCCGCUGUCGCUUCUCACCCUUCCCUUUCCCCCUCCACCCUUUCCCUGGCUCUCUUAUCCCGCCCCGUUCGCGCAACUCCGCUGUUCUCUGCCCCGUUGCACAGCGCGGGCGAGACGCGGCCGGGGGCGCGGUCGUGGAUGGAGCGGAUGGCGAAGGCGGCGGAGGAGAUGGCGCGAGGCGCGGAACGCGCGUCGAAGGAAAUGGCGAAGGUGGCGGCGGCGACGCUGGAGAACCACAGCAAGGCCAUUGAAGCGGCGUCGCCGCUCCUGUCGCAUAUCGUGGGGGGCAACGACAAGGCGACCAACUUCAUCGCGAAUCUCAUCGUUCCGCACGCCCCUGGUGCCUCCGCCAGCGGAACUUCCGCCGCUUCCGCCGCCUCCCCACGCGCAGCAGCUCCGCAGCAGCUGGCGGAAGACCACCUGCGCGAGGUGUCGGAUGACGUGGCAGCCCACGUCAGCAUCAAGCCUGCCAACGUGGCGCCGAUGACGUCAUCCUUCACAUCCCCGUCUUUGGGCGACGAUGAUUCCGCUGUUGCUGCUCCUGCUGCGGCUAACGCGGAUCCUACGUCGGUCCCAUUGGAAAUGCGCAAGGCGGGCGCGCACGUGCUGGUGGGGCGGGAGGAGCGCGGAGCAAUGCGCGCGGAACUGCAGGCGCUGGAGGCCCGCAUGGACGCGGCUUCCGCGGCGGUGGAAGCCGCCAAGAGCCGCCGGGGGGAGCUGCUCCAGGCGCACCCGGAGCUGCGGCAACGUGUGACCGACGUGGUUGAGGGGAAGGUCACUCCACGCGCCUGUAGUCACCCCCCUCCCCCACCUUUCCCCCGUUCCCCCCAUUUUCCCCCGUUCUCCCCCAUUCCCCCCCGUUCUCCCCAGCUGCGGCAACGUGUGACCGACGUGGUUGAGGGGAAAGUCACCCCACGCGCCGUCACCGUCACCGCCUCGUCUGUAGCGCCGUCACCGUCUAACCCGCCGUCUAAUGCGCCUGGCAGCUCAGACGCGGAGGCGGAGGCGCAGGAGGAGUGGGAGGAGGCGGAGGAGGAACAGGCGCAGGCGCAGGGGGGCGCGCAGCAGGGGGUGGUGGCGGGGUCGGUGCAGGCUCUGAGAGCGGGACGGCACAGGCAGAGGGAGCGGCUGCAGAGGCCGGGCGUGGAGAGAAGGCGACAACACGCGGCUCAGGUGCGUCUGUCGGUGCUGCGCUCGUUGGCAGAGCGCCACGGCGUGCUGGCACAGAGCACCGUCGCGCAGGCGUCAACGGGGCAGGUCGUAUCUGCACAGGAAAGCGACCCUGUGCCGGCCACAAGGGACAUGCCACAGCAGCAGCCGCCGCCGCAGCAGCAGUUGCCCCCUGUGGUGGACACAGCAGCACUGUCGCCUGUGGAGCUGGAACUGGUCAAGGCGGAGGAGUCAUGGGACAAGUAUCUUGAAGCAGUCGCGUGGACCAAGGCGCGUCUGCACUCGCUGCGCUCAUCCGCGCCCUCCCCCUCCGCGGCGGCCCUGCUCAGCAUGGAGGCGCAGCUCGUCUCCUCGCUGGCCUUCGCGCAGCAGCGCGCGGACGAGGAGGCUGCGCGCGUGGCGCAGCUGUGCGCGCGCGUGGGCGCGGAUGCGGGGGAGAGGAGGCGCAGCAGGGAGGAGGGGCUGCUGAGGGCCGCGGAGGCUGGGGCGAGGAUGGGGAAAGGGGCGGAGGGGGAGGCGGGAAACGGGGGGAGGGGGGAGCGGGAGGAGGGCGACGGGAAGAGGGUGUUGAAGGGAAGCGGUGGGAGUGGCGGUAGUGGUAGCAGUGGUGGUGGUGGUAGUGGUGGUGGCGGCGGCAGUGGGGGAUCGUUGGCAGGGAUUGGCGACAUGAUGAGUAAGCUCGCCAACAUCCAGAAGAAACUUGAAACAAUGGCCGCCUCUCCUCCCUCUGCCACAAUCAAGGCCGCCCUCCCCUCUCUCUCCCCCGUCUCUGCCUCCUCCACUUCAGCCCCCUCCCUCUCCCCCAUCUCCUCCUCCUCCUCUUCCCCCUCCCUCUCCCCCUCCUCCUCACCAACCCCCGCCGUUGCCUCCCUCUCCUCCUCCUCUCACACUCUCUCCUCCUCCCUCCUCCUCUAUCUCUCCUCUUCCGCCCCUUCCUCCCCCCACCAGCACGAGUGUUCGCAGCACGAGCUACAGCAGUACGCACAGGCCAUCCGCAGUGCCUAUGCUGAUGCCCUCUGCUCGUGCACCUCUUAUUUCCUCCCCCCUCCCCUUCCUUACCCCUUCACCUCCCCCGUUUUUCAUGCCAUCACCAGCACGAGUGUUCGCAGCACGAUCUACAGCAGAGCUGGUGGCGAUGGGCGGCAAGGAGGUGGAGCGGUGGGCGAGGAGCUGGUGGCGAUGGGCGGCAAGGAGGUGGAGCAGUGGGCGCGGUCCUUUGUGGCUCAGUCGCUGGCUACAGAGGUGCGCAAGCGCAAGGUUGUGCGCGCCUAG
Closterium sp. Naga37s-1 is the source of this 2472-nucleotide messenger RNA. The record is from the annotation of a GenBank genome assembly. NCBI's taxonomy places the organism in Eukaryota, Viridiplantae, Streptophyta, Zygnematophyceae, Desmidiales, Closteriaceae.